This is a messenger RNA of Zophobas morio, 492 nucleotides long. Its product is annotated as porphobilinogen deaminase-like. The coding region runs from base 1 to 492 and encodes 163 amino acids. Gene Ontology annotation, cellular component: cytoplasm. The record is from RefSeq and is a predicted model, not a curated record. Gene Ontology annotation, molecular function: hydroxymethylbilane synthase activity. NCBI's taxonomy places the organism in Eukaryota, Metazoa, Arthropoda, Insecta, Coleoptera, Tenebrionidae. Gene Ontology annotation, biological process: heme biosynthetic process. The transcript is spliced from 6 exons.
AUGGGUUGGCAAGAUCAGAUUGGUCAGAUUCCUAAUGGCGAUGAGUUCUUCUACGCAGUCGGUCAAGGCGCUCUCGCGGUUGAAAUAAGAAGCGGGCUUGUGUCCGUCAUUAAUGACAGAGAAACAGAGCUUUGCUGUUUGGCGGAGCGCGCUUUGAUGCUUCACGUUCAGGGAGGCUGCAGCAUACCCACUGGUGUAAAAGGUAGUACUAUAAAAAAAGAUUCGCAAGAAAGGCAGUCUGCCGUACUCGAGAUUGCGUAUUUUAGCGUUGAGGACAACCAGAGGGUGACUUACAUGGCGACUUUCGCCAUGCACACGAGGGAGGACGCGGAGAAGCUCGGGCAGUACAUCGCUCAGAAAAUGUUAGAGGCUGGCGCCGACUCUCUUUUGCAGGCGGCCAGAAUAUGCAAUAAAGAAAACACUGAAAACCUCAAAGCAAGUGCUAGACAGGUGGGCUUGAAUGGUAAUCCAUCCCAAUUUUACACCAGUUAA